Molecule: messenger RNA, 1128 nt
Organism: Colletotrichum truncatum
Lineage: Eukaryota; Fungi; Ascomycota; Sordariomycetes; Glomerellales; Glomerellaceae
Molecular function (GO): 2-oxoglutarate-dependent dioxygenase activity
Source: RefSeq, a predicted model, not a curated record
AUGACCGUGUCUGGCUCGAAGAAGAUGGUGGGGGCCACUGCGCCUUACGAGCCAGUAGCAAACCUUGACACUGUUGUUUUCUCCAAGGUACUGGAUCGCGACCCAGAGACAAUCAGUAAAAUAAUUUCGGCCUGUGAAAAUGUCGGUUUUUUCUAUCUUGACAUUUCGGACCAGUACUCGGCCACGAUGCUCAACAAUCUCGAGAAAUUAAACUCUGUCAUGAAAGACUGGUUCGCCCAGCCGACCGCUGCCAAACGCAAAGAAUUGGCCAUUAGCAUGGCCUCUCAUGGUUACAAGCCAAUUGGCUCACAAGCCGGUACCCACGGAGGCCGGGACGGCUGGGAAGUCCUAAAGACGGGCAGCUUUGAGCUGGCCGGGCGAUGGGGCUUGCCGCCAGUGGUUGAAGAAAACUAUCAGACCUUUUCUGCUUUCCAGAACCAAUGCCACUACAUCACAAGAGUCCUCCUGGAUCGUAUCUCGAACGCCUUGGGUCUACAAGGGCCACAAAGUCUCAAUCACUUCCACCGCAGUGAUUGUCCCUCCAAAAGUGCACUGGCAUUCCUGCACUACAUCCCCAUGGACCCAACCGGUGGUCAUGCGGGACAUAAUGUGCAUACCGACUAUGGUACGCUGACGCUCGUGUUUGCGCCGCAGUGGGGUCUACAGGUGCUGUCAGACCCUGCUGCUACACCUACCUCUACUUCAUCAUUGUCCCAAAACCACACGAACGGUUUCAAUAGCGGCUUGAACAUGGAUUCUAGCUCAGACGAAAGUGACAAUCACAACGCUGUCGCUAAAGAUACAGAAGUAAACGAAGACAGACCUCUUGAGUGGCAAUAUGUCGAGCCGCGGCCGGGAUGCGCUGUUGUCAACGUGGCAGAUGUGCUGCGGUUUCUCACACGGGAUCGGCUGAAGUCAGCGGUGCAUCGAGUUUUACCACUACCAGACGUCGACCGAUACUCUGUUACAUACUUUCUCCGACCAAGUGACGAUGUAGAAUUCAUUGAUGGAGAAGGUCGUCUGACCAAUGUGAUGGACUGGUACGAUCGCAAGAACAACAUGUAUGAAGCCAAGUACGCUUCACAGGACCGGUCAUUGCUUAUUGGAGGCCUUUACAAGGAUGUUUAG